AUGGAUCAUGGCUGUGCCAAACAUCAUUCUACCCAAUUCAUUCUCCCGGCGAAAAAGGCGAAAGUCGAGAAGCGACGCCGGAGACAAGUCCUGUACGGCCGUCAAAUCACACGAUAUCACACUCUGUCGCAGGACGUGUUACGAAAUAAACCAUUUUUUUUUACAGGAAUCCAGCACCAUGACAAUUUGGCGCACAAUAUUCCUUCUUCACGCAAAACAUUUAUGGGAAUCUCCUCGUACCUAUGUCUUUUUACGAAUGAGGAAACAAAAAAAGCAAUGGGUAUCAUGAGGGAGAAGAGCGAGGAAACAGAAAAAAAAAUGGGUGUCAUAAGGGAGAUGAGGGAGCAGGUGGAGCAUCUUAUGAGGUAUGCACCUAAUUAAUCUUAUACCACAACAAUUAUAAAAAUACAAAACAUAAAGCCUCACUACAAUGGUUUUGACUCUAAGCAAUCAUGCCUUAGAAUACAUGAGAGAAACUUGGUCACAAGUCUAUUCUAUUAGUAGUUUUUUUUUUUGUUUUUCUCUAUGUCGGUGUGUUUAUUAAAACCAUCGUAGGAGAAAAGAUAAAUAAUGAUGUGUUUGUAAUUAGGGGGUGUGUAACAAUUUCGAUGUCUAUAGGAUGUUCAUUAGUCUUCCGGUUAACAGAAUCAAACAACUCAAAAACAACAUUUCAAACCCCUGGAAUGAAACCACAAAUAACAGUAGGUAAACCUUAAAAACAACAUUAGAAUCAAAAUGUGUAUUAUACAUUUAACUGAAGCCAUCGAACAUACUUCAAGAACACGGAAAAACAUGCUAUUUAUAAACUACAAACAUAAGACCAUACACAAACACGAAAACUGGUGAUCACAAAAUA
Messenger RNA from Striga asiatica, 856 nucleotides. NCBI's taxonomy places the organism in Eukaryota, Viridiplantae, Streptophyta, Magnoliopsida, Lamiales, Orobanchaceae. The record is from the annotation of a GenBank genome assembly.